ACGGCGGGCCGUUGCCCCGGCGACGCCGCGCUGGACCGGGGGCCGAGGCCAUCCCGGGUCCCUCCAUCCCGGUCCAGUCGCUGCAUCCCGGUCCGGCCUCUCCAGCCGGGUCCGGGCCCUCCAGACGGGUCCCUCCGGCCAUGGAGAAGUACCAGGUGCUGGGGCUGGUGGGGGAAGGCAGCUACGGGGUGGUGACCAAGUGCAGGAACAGGGAGAGCGGGCAGAUCGUGGCCGUCAAGAAGUUCCUGGAGAGCGAGGACGACGCGGCGGUGAGGAAGAUCGCCGUGAGGGAGAUCAAGCUGCUCAAGCAACUCAGGCAUGAGAAUCUGGUGAACCUGCUGGAGGUGUGCAAGAGGAAGAAACGAUGGUAUCUGGUGUUUGAAUUUGUGGAUCACACAGUGCUCGAUGACCUGGAGGCGUCUCCCAACGGCCUGGACUACGACAGGGUUCGGAAAUACUUAUUCCAGAUUACCAGAGGAAUUGCCUUUUGUCACAGUCAUAAUAUAAUCCAUCGGGAUAUUAAGCCAGAGAACAUCCUGGUUUCCCAGUCGGGAGUUGUGAAGCUUUGCGACUUCGGAUUUGCCCGUCCCUUGGCAGCUUCCGGGGAAGUUUACACGGAGUACGUGGCGACCCGGUGGUACAGAGCUCCAGAGCUGCUGGUGGGAGACAGCAAGUAUGGCAAGGCUGUGGACGUGUGGGCUAUUGGCUCCCUGAUAACAGAAAUGCUUACAGGAGAGCCCCUUUUCCCUGGAGAUUCAGACAUUGACCAGCUCUACCAUAUCACCAAAUGCCUGGGUAAUUUAAUUCCAAGGCACCAAGAGUUAUUCUAUAAAAAUCCCCUCUUUGCUGGCAUGAGGCUGCCUGAGGUGAAGGAGGUGGAAUCUCUGGACAAACGCUAUCCCAAGCUCUCUGCUGCCGUGCUGGAUUUAACCAAGGAGUGUUUGCAGAUCGACCCGGACAAAAGACCGUCCUGCGCCGAACUCUUGCAGCACAAUUUCUUUAACCAGGACGGGUUUGCUGAGAGGUUUACUGAGGAACUUAAAUUAAAGAUCCAGAAAGAUGCCAGAGACCGUCAGUUACAAAAAAAAUCCAAAGUCAGCAAAAGGGAGAAAGAUGAUGUUUUAGAAGAAAGAAAAUUAUUCAGUGUCCAGGAUUUUGGCCCAAGGAGCAGAGAGGAGAAGCUGUUGAAGACGAAGCGCUCUAAAGCCGAUGCAGAGAAAACAGACCGAUGCUCCAACCUGAGCUUCCUCUACGACAGCGCCGUCAACCCGUUCAAAAUCAGCCCUCAGACCAGCCUGAAAGAUUCCAGCAGCAGCUUGGACUACGCCAAGAACCCGGGCAUAGUGAUCCCUCCCAUCAACCAGAACUUUUCUCCUACCUUUGGGAUGGGCCCCGUGCCCGGGAGCCUUAAUUACAGACUUGAUGAAAAGAGUAAAAAAUACUUGAACCCAUUGCUAAAGCAACAGAGGCCUUCUCCUGCAGGCCAUUACAGCGUCAGCCUGACACCGGUUACUAAUGAAAAAAACAUCCUUCAGGCGAAUAGGAAGAAAUGGGAAUUCUCCAAGGCAGAUGUGCGUUUGCCAGAACUGAAUCACCUCCCCGAGCUGAGAGGAGUGGAAGCGUGGCAUCCCAGAUUUCUGAAGAAGGAAAAUAAAACAGUUCCAGAGUCCCGAGUCCCCUCCCUCGCCGCUAUCGACCUUCAUAACUCGAGCCUGUCCUCGCAGCAGCAGUCAGGGGCCUUGAUGCCAGAUGCAUCAGAAGCCAGCUUCCCCAGAGUUGAACACUAGCCUUAGGGAGAAGAUCCUGCCUGUAAAAGGUGACUGAACAGUGGGAACAACCCAUCUGAGUUUCCAGGGGCUAAAGCUGCCAGGUCUGUGCAGGCGAGAGGAGGAUCCCUUACUGCUGUUGGCACAGUGGACUGCCAUGGAAGUGGCUCGGGUCCGGGCCGAGGACAGAGCUCGCACUGCCAUUGCUGCUGGAUUUCUUGCAUGCAAAGAGCCCCUGAGAUGGUGGCUUUCUGGCCUAGGGCCAGGCCUUGUCUGAGGAAAGUAGUGGUUGUUGGUGUGUGACAAGGGCAGGAGCUGGCUUGGAGGAUUUCCGAGGAAGCUGGGCUUUCUCUUGCCUAACUGCUGCCCGCCUGAGGGGUUUCUUUUUAAUGCAUAGUGACGAGAGCAGCUGCUGAAAUUGUCAUAUUUUGGUGGGCUGCCUGAUCUGGAUCGGAAAGCACUUUCGCCUUGACAUUGAAGAAAAUGUUUGUGCAAGAAAUACAACGUUUAAAUGUGCAAAUCUUCACAGCUGUUCCUUUGAAACCCUUGCUAAUGCACGUGUCACUUUGGGUUAGAUUCCUUUUCCCUUCCCACCUCUGACCCCAUGUUCAGGCGGGGUUUUUUGGGGUGUUUCAUGGGGCCUGUUGUCUGGCUGUUGUUAAUGGUGCAGAAAGGAAUAUCGUUGUGGAAUACUGAGCUGUGGCACGUGAAAUGGCUCAGUAACUGAAGUCAUCAUUCCUUUAGGUCCCUGGGGGAAUGGGACGUGUAAAACUUGACUGGUUUUAUCUCAUGAGUGUUUGGAAACCCGUUUUUGCUUAUCUGCCCUCAGUUUGUGGGUGGUCAGUUCUGUGCUGUCCCUGUGCUGCUCGCAACUCUGUUUUCCAUCAGCUGUCACAACUCACAUGGUGUCGUUAACUUUGGAGCUUAUUUUUCCACAAAAUACAGCCUUUCCUAUUGAUGGAUCAUGGUAGAAAUAUCAUCUGAACUAACGGUAUUUAGGGAUUUGUGGCUAUGCUGUGUCUUGACAUGUACAUUUAAUUUGUAAAUAAAAGGACGUUCCAAUUCCA
Molecule: messenger RNA, 2833 nt
Organism: Lepidothrix coronata (blue-crowned manakin)
Lineage: Eukaryota; Metazoa; Chordata; Aves; Passeriformes; Pipridae
Gene: CDKL2
Product: cyclin dependent kinase like 2
Exons: 13
Coding region: 141-1787 (548 amino acids)
Biological process (GO): protein phosphorylation
Cellular component (GO): nucleus
Molecular function (GO): ATP binding; cyclin-dependent protein serine/threonine kinase activity
Source: RefSeq, a predicted model, not a curated record